CUACUCUGCGACAAUCAUUCACUGAGAACCUUCCUUCCUGAGAUUUCUCGGAUUUGAUCCAUCUAAUGCGUCUUCUGCAGAGCAACGACGGCGGCGAGUUUAGCCUCACCAAAGACCUCUAUGACAAUAUUCCCCGCUAUACUAUACUUUCGCAUACAUGGGGUGCGGAUACUGAAGAGGUCAGUUUCAGAGACUUAAUAAAUGGUACCGGCAAGGAUAAAGCAGGCUAUAACAAGAUCCGGUUCUGUGGAGAAUAGGCUAGGCGGGAAGGCAUAUACAACUUUUGGGUGGAUACUUAUUAUAUUAACAAAUCGAAUUAUUCUGAGCUUGCAGAGGCCAUUACCUCUAUAUUCUAUUAGUACCAAAAUGCGGCUAUAUACUAUAUCUAUCUAUUAGAUAUUUCAAUAACC
Molecule: messenger RNA, 410 nt
Organism: Hyaloscypha bicolor E
Lineage: Eukaryota; Fungi; Ascomycota; Leotiomycetes; Helotiales; Hyaloscyphaceae
Exons: 1
Coding region: 66-257 (63 amino acids)
Source: RefSeq, a predicted model, not a curated record